AUGGCGCAAAACUCCACUCCUGAUAGCAAAUUCAGUACCUGGCAUGGCGCUGGAGCUGCCGAGUUUGACUUACGCAGCGACACAAUGACCAAGCCAACCCCGUCUAUGCUCGACGCGAUCUGCCAGACCACCUUGUUAGACGACGUCUUCAACGAGGACCCUACGACCAACUCAUUACAAAGCUAUGUGGCAGAGCGGACUCAGCAUGAAGAUGCACUCCUAGUCCUGUCAGGUACGAUGGGCAACCAGGUUGCUAUUCGCUCGCAUCUGACCCAACCCCCAUAUGCCGUCUUGUGCGACCAUCGAUCUCACAUCACCGUGGCACCAAAGAACGGCAUUCAUUUGACUCUUGAGGAUAUCCAGAAAUAUGCUAUUCUCGAUGAUAACAUCCAUCACUGUCCUACCAAACUGAUCAGUCUGGAGAAUACCCUAGAUGGUAUGAUCAUGCCUUUGACGGAGGCUCGCCGUAUUGUCGAAUGGGCCCAUGAAAAUGAUAUCAAGGUGCAUUUGGACGGCGCAAGACUAUGGGAGGCUGUUGUGUCGGGUGCUAGCAGUCUGUCCGAAUAUACAAAUAUCUUCGACAGUGUUAGCUUGUGUUUCUCCAAGGGCCUUGGCGCCCCGAUCGGUAGCAUUAUCGUCGGAUCUCAGGCCUUCAUCAAAAAGGCCCGCUGGUUCCGCAAGUCUAUUGGAGGCGGUGCCCGUCAAACCGGGGUCUUUGCUGCCGCCGCCCGGGUGGCCCUCGACGAAACCUUCGGAACGGACAACCACGGUCAGACUGGCAAGCUAUCGGCCACCCAUGCCAAGGCUAAGCGGGUCGAAGAACUCUGGACUAGUCGUGGAGGCAAGCUGCAGUAUCCCGUGCACACCAACAUGGUUUGGCUGGAUCUGGAGGCGUCCGGGGUGGGACCCAACGACCUGGCAGUGAUUGGCGAGGAGAAAGGUCUAACAUUACUCGGCAAUCGAGUAGUCAUCCACUACCAGGUCUCCAACGAGGCGAUUGCGCGCCUCGAACAGGUGUUUGACAUUGCCAUGAAGGGCCAAUAUCGGCGUAGUGAUGAUUCAAGCAGAGCCUAUGGUAGCAAACAGACUUGA
Messenger RNA from Penicillium atrosanguineum, 1092 nucleotides. Its product is annotated as threonine aldolase GLY1. The record is from RefSeq and is a predicted model, not a curated record. Bases 1 to 1092 code for a protein of 363 amino acids. Gene Ontology annotation, cellular component: cytosol. NCBI's taxonomy places the organism in Eukaryota, Fungi, Ascomycota, Eurotiomycetes, Eurotiales, Aspergillaceae. Gene Ontology annotation, molecular function: L-allo-threonine aldolase activity. Gene Ontology annotation, biological process: L-threonine catabolic process; glycine biosynthetic process. The transcript is spliced from 4 exons.